AUGCUGAUAUUAGUUCUACUAACAACUCUACUAAUUAAUCUAACUGGCGCAAUUAAUGUAUUAGUUUGGGCGACGACGAUUGGCAGAAGCCAUGUGUCAUUUAUGGGUGGAUUGGCGGAUAUAAUAAGCGAUAAUCGAAAUAAUGUGGUAAUUAAUGAAAAUAGUUGUGGUUUCCUCAUAUUCUUUUACUUUGCAGACACUUUUAUUACUCAAAAACGACCCGGAUGUUAAUAUAACUGGCUCGAAAAAUGUGAGAAAUAUAAUAAGAUUCGAAUCGCCGCUCAUUCAACCAAAUGAAUGGUCAUAUUUCAAUUUCAAACAAAGCGAAAUCUUCCAAACCAAAACUAUUGACAUGGGCGAUUUUUUCAAGAUGCAAAGUGUGAAUUCAAGAAUAUGUCAAAGUCUUCUAGACGAUCCAAACAUGUUGAAUAUUUUGAGAAAUGGAAAAUUUGAUGUGGCGGUCGUUGAGUUUUUCCACUUUUGCCCGGCUGGAAUUUUCGAACUUGUUGGCAUCAAAAAAGUGAUUUUGGCAACGGCACUCGGAAUGACACAUGCACACUAUGAAUUGUUGAAUCUAGACGUGCCUUUGAGUUAUAUCCCAGUUCAAAUGACACAUUUGGGUAGCAGAAUAAGCUUCUGGGAUCGGGCGUAUAAUAUUCUUUUUCAUUUGGCAAGCAAGUUUUGUUAUCGAUUUAUUCGCUGGCAAGAUCAAAGAAUGUUUAAUAGCAAAUAUGGAAGUUUCCCUGAUCUUGAGGAACUUUACAAAGUUGGUUUUUCUUUUUUUUUUUUUGAAAAUAUAGCAAAACAACAAAAAAUUUCAGCAAAAAAUCGACUAUGUUUUCACAAACACCAACGAAUUCACCGAAUCAACUCGUCCAACUUUGCAACGAAUCAAAUACAUUGGCGGAAGUACAACUCCAGAACCUCAAUCCCUAAAUGAAGAUUUCGAAUCGAUAUUAUCCAAGAAAAGCAAGGGAACCAUCUUAUUCUCGCUUGGAUCAUUAUUGAAAUCUCAUGAGAUGCCAGAUUUUAUCAAAAACGCUUUUAUUGAUGCAUUUAAGGCAUUUCCUGAAUAUACUUUUAUCUGGAAAAGUGAAUCAAUCAAUAAUUUUAGUUAUCCAAAUGUUUAUUAUCGAAAUUGGGUUCCGCAGGUUGAUCUGUUCGGUGAGUUUGCUUUUUGCUUUAAAUAAAAUCUAAAUUAUCAAAAAAUUUGCAGCUGAUAGUCGCCUCAAAGCAUUUAUAACUCAUUGUGGAAUGAAUUCAGUUCAAGAAUCCUUAUUCUUCGGUGUCCCUUUAAUUAGCCUCCCAAUUUUCGCCGAUCAAGAUUCAAAUGCUGUGAUUGCUCAAGAACGUGGAUAUGCGUAUGCUCUUGAUAAAUUCACAGUGACUCGUGAUGACGUCAUCAAAGCGUUGAGUGCUGUUUUAGCUGAAGAAAGUGUUUAUAAACAGAAAUCUCGAUUGGCUUCAAGGAUUUUGAAGGGCAAUCAGAAAACGAUGAAAGAGGAAAUUGUGAGAUUGGUUGAAUUGUCAGGUUUGUGUUUGGGGUUGGAGAAAAAAAUUUAAAAUAUAUUUUCAAAAAAAUGAAAACCUUGUAUAUUUUUCUCUGGAAAUUAUCCAGCUUAUUUUUAGCCUGAAAUUUGAUAUUUUGUUAAAAAUGAUUUCUAUAGAUCUUAUGUGAAAAGGUCAAGUUUCAUUUUUAGAUUUGGCUCUAUUUUUGGCCCUAAAUGGAUUUAUUUUUGUCGAAAUUUCUAUUGUCAGUCCGAAAAUAAAAGAACCUCUGUUUAAAUUGGCGCUCACGUACAGUAGACUAAAACAGACGUGACACAUGCACAUCAAACUGGUUGGCAAAUAGCCAACGUGUAAAUUUCGCAUUUUAUUUUUCAAAUAGACUCUAGACUCCAAGAAGUCUACUCUAGUCUUGGUUUUCUAGGCCAUUUCGGUUCUCUUCCAAGUUGUCUUAAAAAUCUGAAUUUCUUGAAAAUCGGAAAAUGUGAAAUCUACAGUUCCUUAUUGUUGUUGUAAGCCUAAAAUCUAUCAAAAAACCCCCUCGUGAUCUUUUUCUUCUAUUUGCGAAAAAAAAACAAUUAUUUUUUGAGCAUAACUUGGGCUCCAUGGAAAACUAAUUAGUCCCCAUCCAAUUUGUUUUUGUUUUAUUAUUUUUUUCAAAAAAAAAAUAAGAACUUUGUGUUGUUAUCUUAUAGCUAUGUAUUAUUUGCACAGUAUUAUUGCGUAUAACACCAUUCACCACCCAACUGUUGAUUUGUCAAUAAUAAUCCUCUUUUGUUACGCCAGACACCUAAAAUACUGUAAUAAUAAGUAACACCAAAUAAUUUCCAUUCCAGGAACAACAGAACAAUUGGAGCAUCUUCGACUGAAUAAUGAGCAUUUGAAUUUGAUGCAAUAUUAUAAUUUGGAUGUAUAUAUUGCACUGAUUUUGGCACCAAUUCUCACCUAUUUUUUCGUCACUCGUUUCAAUAUUGUGAUACGUGUCAGAAUUGCCAAACAAUAUUUUUAG
Molecule: messenger RNA, 2515 nt
Organism: Caenorhabditis angaria
Lineage: Eukaryota; Metazoa; Nematoda; Chromadorea; Rhabditida; Rhabditidae
Source: the annotation of a GenBank genome assembly